AUGCUUUUCAUUUCGUUUUUAUUGCAAGUGUUAACGGUUGCCCAAUCUGGAAAAAUAUUAGUUUUGGUGGAUAAUUUGAAUGUGAGAGAAACACAUUCCAUAUUUUUAAAAUCUCUUACAGAGAGAGGUCAUGAACUGGUCAUAAAGACAGCGGAUGACCAAACCUUAUCACUUACAAAAUAUGGUGUACGUCUAUAUGAUCAUCUCAUCAUAUUUGCACCAGGAGUUGACGAAUUUGGAGGUACAGUUACUGUUAAGGCGAUUACAUCAUUUAUUGAUGAUGGUGGGAACGUAUUAAUAACAGCAGGAACGCGUAUUGGUGAUGCCUUACGUGAUCUCGCCGCUGAAAAUGGUUUUGAGUUCGAUGAAGAUCGAACUGCAGUUAUCGAUCAUUUGAAUUAUGACAGCGUCCUUGAUUUAGGAGAUCAUACAACAAUAGUGGCUGAUCCGUCAAAUCUAAUCUCCGCUCAAAUAAUCAUCGAUAAAUCACAAGUUAAUCCUAUUUUGUUUCGUGGUGCAGCGUUGAUUGCUGAUAAAGCAAAUCAGCUUCGCUUGGAAAUACUCUCCGCUUCAACUACUGCAUAUUCUUUCAAUCCUAAUGACAGAGUAGAAGAAUAUCCAGGUGCAAUGGGGCGCUCUACAUUGUUGGUCGGUGCUAUUCAGGCAAGAAAUAAUGCACGUAUUUUGUUAACUGGUUCCAUUUUAAUGUUCAGCGAUGCUUUCAUCAGUGCGACCGUUAGCAAAUUUGGCUCAACUUCAAAACCUCAAAAAUCUGGAAAUUUCCAACUGGUAACUGCAUUGAGCGAAUGGGUAUUUAUGGAGAAGGGUGUGCUAAAAGUAAAAAAUGUUAUGCAUCAUCGGGUUGGUGAAAAAGAACCUCCACAAGAAUAUACUAUAAUGGAUAAUGUUGAGUACAUAAUCGAAAUUGAAGAGUUCAUUAACGGCAAGUGGGAACCCUUUAAGGGAAAUGACGUUCAACUUGAAUUUACUCGUAUUGAUCCAUUUGUACGGACCACUCUUAAAAAUUUCAAUGGUAAAUUGAAAACGCAGUUCAAACUUCCGGAUGUUUACGGUGUGUAUAAAUUUAUGGUCGAUUAUCGUCGCGUUGGAUACACACAUUUGCUCGAUGUGCAACAAGUAUCUGUACGACCUCUUCAACAUACUCAAUAUGAACGUUUUAUCCACAGCGCAUAUCCUUACUAUGUGUCAGCUUUUUCAAUGAUGAUAGGAGUAGUUUUAUUCUCAUGUGUCUUCCUAUAUCAUAAAGAACCAUCAAAAGAAAGCAAGAAAGAUUAG
Thelazia callipaeda (thelaziosis nematode) is the source of this 1296-nucleotide messenger RNA. Lineage: Eukaryota; Metazoa; Nematoda; Chromadorea; Rhabditida; Thelaziidae. The record is from the annotation of a GenBank genome assembly.